Cygnus atratus (black swan) is the source of this 2167-nucleotide messenger RNA. It is a transcript of the gene VPS33B, whose product is annotated as VPS33B late endosome and lysosome associated. Gene Ontology annotation, cellular component: CORVET complex; lysosome. The coding region runs from base 62 to 2167 and encodes 701 amino acids. NCBI's taxonomy places the organism in Eukaryota, Metazoa, Chordata, Aves, Anseriformes, Anatidae. The record is from RefSeq and is a predicted model, not a curated record. The transcript has 23 exons. Gene Ontology annotation, biological process: intracellular protein transport; vesicle-mediated transport.
GGAGGGGCCCCGGGGGGUCGCGGCCCGGCGGUGCCGUUCCGGGGCUGGCGCCGGCCCCGCCAUGGCCUCGGCCGCCCGCCGCGACGUGCCCGAGCCGCCCGACUUCGGCAUCCUGAAGCGCCUGGCGCGGGACCAGCUCAUCUACCUGCUGGAGCAGCUCCCCGGGAGGAAGGACCUGUUCAUCGAGGCCGACCUGAUGAGCCCCCUGGACCGCAUCGCCAACGUCUCCAUCCUGAAGCAGCACGAGGUGGACAAGCUGUACAAGGUGGAGAGCCGGCCCGCCCUCAGCACCAGCGACCAGCUCUGCUUCCUCGUCCGGCCGCGGGUGAAGACGAUGAAGUACAUCGCCGAUAUCGUCAACGCUGACAAGAUGUCAGGCCGGAGCCGCAAGUACAAGAUCAUCUUCAGCCCCCAGAAGUUCUAUGCCUGUGAGAUGGUGCUGGAGGAAGAGGGAGUCUUUGGCGAUGUCACCUGCGAUGAGUGGUCCUUCUACCUGCUCCCCCUGGACGAAGACAUCAUCAGCAUGGAGCUGCCUGAGUUCUUUCGCGACUACUUCUUGGAGGGAGAUCACCGCUGGAUCAACUCGGUUGCUCGAGCCCUGCAGUUACUGAACUCCCUGUACGGGCCAUUCAGCAGGGCCUACGGGAUCGGGAGGUGCGCCAAGAUGUGCUAUGAGCUGUGGCGGGAGCUGGAGGAGGAGAGUGAGGGCGACAGCCAGGGCAGGAAGCCGGAGAUCGGGAACAUCUUCCUCAUGGACAGAGACACGGACUAUGUCACGGCACUGUGCUCCCAGAUGGUGUACGAGGGGCUGGUGGACGACACCUUCCGCAUCAAGUGCGGCAGUGUGGAUUUUGGGCCAGAAGUCACCUCCUCUGACAAGAGCAUUAAGGUGCUGCUCAACGCCCAGGAUAAAGUCUUCAGCCAGAUACGGAACGAGCACUUCUCCAGCGUGUUUGGCUUCCUGAGCCAAAAGUCGCGCAACCUGCAGGCACAGUACGACCGGCGCCGUGGCAUGGACAUCAAGCAGAUGAAGAACUUUGUCUCCCAGGAACUGAAGGGACUGAAACAAGAGCAUCGUCUGCUGAGCCUGCAUAUUGGUGCCUGCGAGUCCAUCAUGAAAAAGAAAACCAAGCAGGACUUCCAGGAGAUGAUCAAGGCUGAGCACUCUCUGCUGGAGGGUUUCGACAUCCGAGAGAGCACCAGCUUCAUCGAGGAGCACAUCGACCGGCAGGUGUCCCCCAUCGAAAGCCUGCGCCUCAUGUGCCUGCUGUCCAUCACGGAGAACGGUCUCAACCCCAAAGACUACCGCUCCCUGAAGACCCAGUACCUGCAGAGCUACGGGCCCGAGCACUUGCUGACCUUCCACAACCUCAAGCGCAUCGGGCUGCUGACCGAGCAGGCGGCUGGGGAGACCCUGACGGCUGUGGAGAGCAGAGUCAGCAAGCUGGUGACAGACCGAGCGGCUGGAAAGAUCACAGACGCGUUUAAUUCCCUGGCCAGGAAGAGCAAUUUUCGAGCCAUAAGCAAGAAGCUGGGCUUGGUGCUGCAGCCCCACUGCAAGUGCAGGGCCGUGCCCGGCGCGGGGCGUGAUGCAGGGACCACCCCUCCGCGUCUCUGCCGUCGCACACCGAGCACCGCGUCUCCGCAGAUCCCCCGGCUGGACGGCGAGUACGACCUGAAAAUGCCUCGGGACAUGGCCUACGUCUUCGGCGGGGCCUACACCCCGCUGAGCUGCAAGAUCAUCGAGCAGGUGCUGGAGCGGCGGGGCUGGCAGGGCCUGGAGGAGGUGCUGCGGCUGCUCAACGGCACCGAGUUCUCGGAGGCAGGCGCCGCCGAGGCCAGCCCGGGCCGGGACUCGCAGCGCACCGUGCUGGCCGUGUUCCUGGGCGGCUGCACCUGCUCCGAGAUGGCGGCGCUGCGCUUCCUGGGCCGGGAGAGAGGGUGCCGCUUCAUCUUCCUCACCACGGCCGUGACCAGCAGCGGCCGCCUCAUGGAGGCCAUGGCGGAGACCCCGCGCCUGAGGCCGCCCUCCCCCCCCCCCCCCCCCAAUAAACGCGUCCGUGCCCGCCCCGCCCCGCCUCCUGCUGUCUGCGCGCGGGCGCACGCGCGGUGGUGGCGCUCGGGCACCGCCCGGAGCCGGGAGGGCCGUGCCGCGCGUGCGCACUGA